This is a messenger RNA of Belonocnema kinseyi, 544 nucleotides long. It is a transcript of the gene RpLP2, whose product is annotated as 60S acidic ribosomal protein P2. Gene Ontology annotation, biological process: cytoplasmic translational elongation. NCBI's taxonomy places the organism in Eukaryota, Metazoa, Arthropoda, Insecta, Hymenoptera, Cynipidae. The record is from RefSeq and is a predicted model, not a curated record. Gene Ontology annotation, molecular function: structural constituent of ribosome. Gene Ontology annotation, cellular component: ribosome; cytosolic large ribosomal subunit. Bases 125 to 466 code for a protein of 113 amino acids. The transcript is spliced from 4 exons.
GUUGGCGAUCCUGGUGGACACCUCUUCGUCUGUGGCUCUUCCAUUUUGGUUUUUCGUCCAAAGAACAGACAGUUUGUUUGGUAGGCCAACACGUUUUCGUGUCGUUUGACUGAAAUUUUUUGCAAUGCGUUACGUGGCUGCUUACCUUCUGGCUGUCCUGGGUGGCAAAACUGGACCCAACCAAACCGACAUUGAAAAGAUCUUGUCGUCCGUGGGAAUUGAAGCAGAUGCGGAGAAACUAAAGAAGGUCAUCUCCGAGCUCAAUGGAAAAUCCAUCGAUGAGCUGAUUGCACAAGGUCGCGAGAAACUGUCUUCAAUGCCCGUGGGCGGUGGUGCAGCCCCUGCAGCUGCUGCAGCAGGUGGUGCAGCUGCAGCUCCAGCAGAGGAGAAGAAAGAGGACAAGAAAGCAGCCAAAGAGGAGUCUGAAUCCGAAGACGAAGACAUGGGUUUCGGUCUCUUUGACUAAGGCCUUGAGAGGGUUGUACAAAAGUCUAUUCCUUUAAUAACACCACUGCUAAGGAAUAAAUCUUUUUUUUAAACAUAA